AAAUUGAUACAGAACACUGAUACUUGGGAUUUAUAUCAUUUCAAAACAAAAUCAAAGGAAAGAGGCUUUGACAGGUAAAGGAGGGGAAAAAGGAAAAGCCAAAUCAAGAUUUACGCAGUCCAUUAUCCCUUCUCGAAAGUCAUUAUUUUAUCCAAAAUCAGAAGAAUCGAGAAGAAUCGGUUCUUACAGUGCCUACCUACCUGGACGUCAAUUUCUCGCCGCACACAAAAAAAGAACAUCCCACUUCGCCCCCACCAUACUCAGUUUCGAAUACCCCAAUCUUCAAUCCACACAAAAUGAAUCGCGAACUCAACGAGCUCCUAAAAUGGGGCAUUCAGAACUCCUCCGCAGCGGCCAGCGACCCCUCCGCACCACCCCCCACCCGCUCUCUCGACCCCGAAGUCCUCGGUGCGCUCUUCGGCGGGCCCAGCGAUGCCGACCUCAUGCUGGCCUCGAUGUCGGCGAUCCAAUCCACAGACCCGGAAGUCACGCUAGACGACAAGCUGAUCGCCUUUGACAACUUCGAGCAGCUGAUUGAGAACCUCGACAACGCGAACAACCUGGGCCCGCUGUCCCUCUGGACGCCGCUGCUCUCCUGCCUCGCGCACGACGAGGCCGAGAUGCGCCGCAUGGCCGCCUGGUGCGUCGGCACUGCCGUGCAGAAUAACGAGAAGAGCCAGGAGAGGCUGCUGGCCAUGAACGGCAUCCCGCCGCUGGUCAAGCUCGCUCUGGGGCAGGACGAGGCGGAGAAUGUUCGAAGGAAGGCUAUCUACGCCUUGAGCUCAGCAUGCAGGAAUUACCAACCAGCCAUGGACGCCCUGACCACCGAACUGGCCAAGCUCGGCCGGAACCAGGACAAAGUCGAUGCUAGCGAUAUGGAUGCUUGCGAUGCUCUGAUGGGAGGUCUGAGGGAAGAGGCUAAGAAAGCCAACUAAGUCCUUCUCUUAUCAUGAUGAAAAAAAGAUGAAGAUUAAAAAGAUCUUGCAUUUGCAUUUGCAUUGGAAAAAGGAGUUUCGGAGUUCUCGUCUUUGAAUACAUAGAUGGAGCUGCUAGCUAUAUGGAUGAUGAGCUGCAGCUACACAUUGUACUACUGUGUCUGGGAAGGUUUCGAUAUGGGCUACUACGAGAGACUCGCAAUUCCUUAAUUGCAAAAAAGUUCAUCUUUAUGAUUUAUAUAAACCUAGAAUAAAUCCCAGUUGUC
Amorphotheca resinae ATCC 22711 is the source of this 1201-nucleotide messenger RNA. RefSeq lists its product as hypothetical. The coding region runs from base 297 to 935 and encodes 212 amino acids. Lineage: Eukaryota; Fungi; Ascomycota; Leotiomycetes; Helotiales; Amorphothecaceae. Gene Ontology annotation, molecular function: protein binding. The transcript has a single exon. The record is from RefSeq and is a predicted model, not a curated record.